AUGAAAACUAAAACGCUGGUCCCGCAGUAGAGCAGGUCAUUUGAGGACAACUCUUAGUGCGAAAUGGCAGGUAAUAGAGCAACAGCAAUACGUACAGUCGUUACUUUGAUUUUAGCGGUUUGCGUCGACCUUUCUUUGUUUUACGCAUCGGGAUGUGUAGCGACUCACAGCGUGUUUGGACAUCUUGCGCGUCUCUGGGUUUCUGCGGCUCUCCGGUGUGUGGCACUAACUGCUGUAACUCUGCUCAGCCUCGGACACAUAAACCCGUUGCUGAUUCGUCUUAUAGCGGCACACAGUUUGCUGCCCGCGGUGUUUGAGACCGGGGCCAAAGCGUUUAACGAUGAGGACACACAAUGUGGCUUGUUGGCGGAUUUGCGCUGCUGGCUGAUGUGUACCGGCGCGUCGCUGGCCGGUGCACUGUUCUGGGAAAUCACCAUCCCGGACACCGACGAUGCGGCCGCCGGUAAAGAGAAGAAGCAGAAAGCCAGAGUGCUGUUUGUGAGAGUGCUUCACCUGUACAAACCCGACUGUCUGCUGCUGCUUGGAGGGCUUGUGUUCCUGACGCUGGCUGUUUUGUGUGAGAUGUUCAUCCCAUUCUACACUGGGAGAGUCAUUGACAUCCUUGGCAGUCAGUAUCAGCCAAAUGAAUUCAUAUCUGCCGUCCUCUUCAUGGGCCUGUACUCCCUGGGAAGCUCUGUGAGUGCAGGCUGCAGAGGGGGUGUCUUACUUUGUGCCAUCAGUGCCUUCACAUGCAGAAUUAAAGUCAAACUGUUUGGGGCUUUGACCAAACAGGAAAUUGGAUUCUUUGAGGCCACAAAGACAGGUGAAAUCACAUCCAGGUUGUCUAAAGACACCACCUUGAUGGGAAGAACAGUGUGUCUGAAUGUCAAUGUGCUGUUGAGGACAUUUAUCAAGACACUGGGCAUGCUGUCCCUGAUGAUGAAUCUUUCAUGGAAGCUCACAUUUCUCGUCCUGUUGGAGACGCCAAUCACUGGUCUCGUUCAGAACAUCUACGACACACACUACCAGCGGCUGUCCCUGGCAGUAAAUGACUCAAUGGCUCUGGCAAAUGAAGUCGCAAAUGAGGUAGUAUCUGGUAUUCAUGUGGUACGGAGCUUUAACACAGAAAAAAAAGAGGCACGUCGCUAUGACAACCGCUUGAUGGACACACACAACCUCAAGACCCGUCGGGACACCAUCAGAGCUGUUUACCUGCUCGCAAGGAGGUUGACAGGGUUGGGUAUGCAGGUCUUCAUGUUGUACUAUGGCAGGCUGUUUAUCAAGAUGGGACAGAUGACCACUGGCAAUCUGGUGUCCUUUAUCCUCUACCAGUCAGACCUUGGAGACAACAUCAGGACGCUCACCUACAUCUUUGGUGACAUGCUGAACUCGGUGGGGGCUGCUAGGAAAGUGUUUGAUUACCUGGACCGAAAACCUCAGGUCAGCACAGACGGAACACUCAAACCUGAUCAGUUGACCGGAAACGUCAGCUUCCACCACCUCAACUUCUCCUAUCCUGCGUACCCCGACAAAACAGUUCUAAAGGACUUUUCUUUGGAGCUGAAGUCAGGUCAGAUGACUGCACUGGUGGGUCCAUCUGGAGAGGGAAAAAGCACCUGUGUGAGUCUGCUGGAGCGUUUCUAUGAGCAGCAGAGUGGAGACAUCCUACUGGACAAUGAGCCACUGAAAUCCUAUGACCACCGUUUCCUCCACAAGAAGAUUGCAGUGGUGAGCCAGCAGCCUGUGCUCUUCUCUGGCUCCAUCAGAGACAACAUCGCCUAUGGGCUUGCUGAAUGCUCAUUGGAUGAGAUCCAGAAGGCAGCACGCAAAGCCAACGCCCAUGACUUCAUUAAGCUUCUGGAGAACGGCUACGAUACAGAGGUGGGUGAGCGUGGCAGCCAAUUAUCUAAAAGCGAGAGGCAGCGGAUUGCCAUUGCUCGAGCUCUGGUCAGACAGCCACAGGUCCUCAUCCUGGAUGAAAUAACCAGCUCCCUGGACACUGACAGUGAAAAUAAGCUUCAGCAGGCCCUGGCUGGUUGUCCCUCCCAGACCCUGCUGGUGAUCGCUCACAGGCUGAAGACCAUUGAGAAGGCAGAUCAGAUUGUUGUGAUUGGUGAAGGCAGAGUUCAGGAGCGAGGGACCCACCAGGAACUGAUGGACAAGAAGGGGAGCUACUACAAACUGAGAGAGGAGCUCUUCACUGAGAGAAACUCACCACAGUGACAAACUGUGGUGAGUAUUAUAUUUGUAUAAAUGUGGAAAAUUUAAGCAAAUGCCCCUUUUCUUUUUUUCCAGAAACGUCUGUAUUCUGCAACGUUGUAAACUGUUCUAAAAUGUAUCUUAACUCUAGCAGUAUUCUCCUAUUCUUAUUUAUCUUGUUGAAAUGUCAUUUGUUAUUGUAAAUAAGCAAAUUAAAUGUAUGAGUGUCAUUUUCUGAUGGA
Molecule: messenger RNA, 2441 nt
Organism: Centropristis striata (black sea bass)
Lineage: Eukaryota; Metazoa; Chordata; Actinopteri; Perciformes; Serranidae
Gene: tap2a
Product: transporter associated with antigen processing, subunit type a
Exons: 11
Biological process (GO): transmembrane transport
Cellular component (GO): membrane
Molecular function (GO): ATP binding; ABC-type oligopeptide transporter activity; ATP hydrolysis activity
Source: RefSeq, a predicted model, not a curated record